UGCGGCGGGGCUGGGAUGGCGGCGCGUGCUGGGUGGUGCUGCCGGGCCGGGCUGAGCCGCGUGGCUCUGCUGUCCCGGGCUCUGGCGUUCCCGGUUGCGCUGUCCCAGGCUGUGCUGUCCCGGGCCGCCGGCGGAACCCUGGGCACGCCUCGCUGGGGACGCGCCGCUUUUUCGUCGGCGGCCGCCGUGAGCGGCAGGGAAGGGCCGCAGCCUCAGGAAGGUUCAGUAAGGAGAAGAGGCAGGACACCACAGUUUGUAAGUUCGGCUGCACCUCCCAGGACGGAGAGGAUGGCUGUGGAUCAGGACUGGAGCAGUGUGUAUCCAACAGCAGCUGCCUUUAAACCUGCCUCUGUGCCUCUCCCAGUCCGAAUGGGUUACCCAGUGAAGAGAGGAGUGCCUCCACCAAAAGAAGGCAACCUAGAACUUAUCAAGAUUCCCAAUUUUUUGCAUCUUACUCCUCCUGCAAUUAAGAAGCACUGUGCAGCUCUUAAAGAUUUCUGCACUGAGUGGCCAAGUGCUCUGGACAGUGAUGAGAAAUGUGAACAGCAUUUUCCCAUUGAAAUUGAAACAGUAGAUUAUGUUUCUUCAGGGAUUUCUAUUCGGAAUCCCAAGGCAAGAGUGGUGACCUUAAGAGUUAAACUUUCUAACCUGAAUUUGGAUGACCAUGCAAAGAAGAAGCUCAUUAAGCUCGUGGGAGAGCGGUAUUGUCGGGAGACAGAUGUACUCACAAUUACAACAAAUAGGUGUCCCUUGAGAAGACAGAACUAUGAUUACGGCAUGCACCUGCUCACAGUGCUGUACCACGAAUCCUGGAAAACUGAGAAGUGGGAGAGCGAGAAGUCUGAGGAAGACAUGGAAGAGUAUAUCUGGGAAAACAGUCACUCUCAGAAAAAUGCCUUGGACACACUGCUUCAAAUAAAAGCCUCAGAGAAUGUCAGUAAUGUCACUAAGGAGAAGCUGCUGGCAUCUGAAGUGGUUAAGAAUUACAGAAACUCAGUCAUUGCACUUAAAAACAACGGUGAAACAGAAAGUAACAUGUCUCAGUACAAGGAAUCGGUGAAGAAAUUGUUGAAUAUACAAGCAUGAGAGCAGAGUCUGCAGGUAUACCUAAUCAUUACAGAGAUGUUCAAUUACUGUAUUAGUAUGUCUUAAUGAUAUGGAUGUGUAAAUAUUCAGAACCUGAAGCAAAAAAAUGAAACUUGAUGAUGAGUUAAGUCCUGUCCAUUAAUCUUUUCCAUUGAAUAAAGUAUGUUUGGAUUCAUACUGGUAA
Molecule: messenger RNA, 1270 nt
Organism: Pseudopodoces humilis (Tibetan ground-tit)
Lineage: Eukaryota; Metazoa; Chordata; Aves; Passeriformes; Paridae
Gene: MRPS35
Product: mitochondrial ribosomal protein S35
Biological process (GO): mitochondrial translation
Cellular component (GO): mitochondrial small ribosomal subunit
Molecular function (GO): structural constituent of ribosome
Source: RefSeq, a predicted model, not a curated record